Arabis nemorensis is the source of this 891-nucleotide messenger RNA. NCBI's taxonomy places the organism in Eukaryota, Viridiplantae, Streptophyta, Magnoliopsida, Brassicales, Brassicaceae. The record is from the annotation of a GenBank genome assembly.
AUGGCGUCAGCUCCGAAGAACACUCAGCAAAAUCCUUUCUCUUUGAAACCUCCAAGGCCACCGUCUUCCGCCGCUGCAGCUACUACCGCCGGUGCCUCCACCUCAGCCGAGCCCCAAAUUCGUAACCCUAACCCUAACGCUUUACCAUCGACGUCGAAUUCGCCGAUUACGAUGUCACAGGAGGAUGAGAUCCUCGCACGCUCCAGUCACCUAACCCGCCCGGAGCUUCUCCGACGCCGAUCACACAACCUUAAGCAGCUCGCCAAGUGCUAUAAGGACCAUUAUUGGGCUUUAAUGGAAGAUCUCAAGGCGCAACACAGGGAAUACUACUGGAGAUAUGGAGUUAGCCCUUUCAAAGAAGAACAGAAUCAAUCGAAUAAGAGACGGAGGUUGGGUCCGGAAGGAGAAAUCGUAGAUGAUGAUGCAGUUGAAGGUAGUGGAGAUAAUGGUAAUAACAAUGAUGGUAGUAAUGGUGUUAAGGUUGAUCAGUAUGCAAACAGUAAUUGUGGAAGCUGUAUGUAUGGAUGCAAAGCUAAAGCUAUGGCGCUUACGAAAUACUGUCAGCUUCAUAUUCUCAAGGAUAGUAAGCAGAAGCUUUACACGGGUUGUACAAAUGUCAUCAAAAGAGCUCCAGCAGGACCAUUACUUUGUGGAAAACCAACACUUGCAUCGACAGUUCCUGUAUUGUGUAAUAUACACUUUCAGAAAGCCCAAAAGCAUGUUGCUCGAGCUUUAAAAGAUGCUGGUCACAAUGUCUCUUCAACAAGCAAGCCUCCGCCAAAGCUCCACGUGAUAGUAGCUGCAUUUGUUCAUCAUAUUCAAGCAAAACGGAAGAUUUCACGGAAUGAAGGUAAACUCAAAAGUAUAGUAAAAGAAGAAAAUACAAGCUGA